Molecule: messenger RNA, 678 nt
Organism: Dioszegia hungarica
Lineage: Eukaryota; Fungi; Basidiomycota; Tremellomycetes; Tremellales; Bulleribasidiaceae
Exons: 3
Coding region: 1-678 (225 amino acids)
Biological process (GO): mitophagy
Molecular function (GO): mitochondrion autophagosome adaptor activity
Source: RefSeq, a predicted model, not a curated record
AUGACUACUCUCAACCCCUCGCACAACCCCUUCCGCACCCCCACAGACAAACACGCUCAGGCAGUGCACGAACCCUCUUCAUCCUCCGGAAAGCACGCAAAAGCGUCAUUCCCGGAUGACCUCCCGGCGCAGUCCGAUGCAGAAUCGGACGACUCGGAUCUCGGUGUAGAUGUCUCGAGGGCAGAGAAAAGGGGCAGGAAGGCGGGCAGGCAGAGGAUACAGAGGGGGAUGGUCCCAGUGCCGGAUCUGCGGUUUGAGCAGGUGAGCUUUGGUGGAUACCCUGGAGAACGCUGGGAACGAGGACAGGUGGAGGAGAAUGAAGCGUCGGGGUCUCUGGUUACCAGUACCGAGUCUGACGAGGUGUUCCACUGGGGGCGGGAGGUGGACGUGGACUGGCGGAAUGCGGCCUGGGUGACGAUCCGGGAUCAGAUCCUUUCCCCUCUCGGUCAGGGAGCCCUUUGGGGUGUCUUCGGUAUCUUCCUCGCCUACUCCUCUUCAGCAGUCCGCGCUGCUCUCUACCCCCCAUCACACAUCCGCAAAGGACGAGUAACGGGCGGUCGGGGCGGGUCUAUCAGCCAGUCGGGCGGAGGCUCGGCUGUAGGAUCGACGGAAAAGGGAGGGUGGUGGAGGAAGUUUGUGGGGAGUUGGGCGGGAGCUGUGGAGACUGCUGCUGCAUAG